Messenger RNA from Caenorhabditis auriculariae, 527 nucleotides. Lineage: Eukaryota; Metazoa; Nematoda; Chromadorea; Rhabditida; Rhabditidae. The record is from the annotation of a GenBank genome assembly.
AUGGGAGAGGAUACUCGGAGUGCUAGAAUCAGAACGGCGACGUCAGGGUUCUUGGCGUCGGCAAUGCGCAACGCUGCUCAUUACAAGGUCGUGUGCAAGUCGACCACGACGACCGUGGUGAACGUGUUUGACAAGACGGUGAUAUCGGCCAAAGGGCAAGCAACUUCUUGGGUUAGAUUCGACAAUCCGCAUCCUGGCGCCAACUAUCCUCACAUUAACGUCAACUACAAAAUCAGUGGUGUUCGUGACCCUCACACAAAAAUCUCCAAACUUCAUCUCAAGGUGCGAACUUCGUUUUUUUUUUUUUGAAAAGUUUGAUUUAGGCGAUUGGCGUCACCGGGAAAGCCCUUCAGAAGCUCAACGAAGCGGCACCGCUGCUAACGGCGGCGGCUGUCACUGCGGACGCCUACAGGAUCAGCAAAGCGGCGACGGAAGACUUUAGCAACGGAACCACUAGAAACACGGUUUCGGAAGUUGCAACUGUUGCCGGAACUUGGGCCGGCGGAUACGCCGCUGCUAGCUGGUGA